This is a messenger RNA of Ruditapes philippinarum (Manila clam), 3444 nucleotides long. RefSeq names its product sodium- and chloride-dependent GABA transporter 1-like. The record is from RefSeq and is a predicted model, not a curated record. The coding region runs from base 355 to 2334 and encodes 659 amino acids. NCBI's taxonomy places the organism in Eukaryota, Metazoa, Mollusca, Bivalvia, Venerida, Veneridae. The transcript has 14 exons. Gene Ontology annotation, cellular component: membrane. Gene Ontology annotation, biological process: sodium ion transmembrane transport.
UAAAAUUUCAGAUAUUACUCCGCGCUCAUGUUACGGACAGGGCACUACUUUUCACAUUCUGUAUAGAAACAGUGAAUAAUUAAACGUUAAAUUCGACGUUAAAAUAAAGAAAAAUAGAAAAAUAAAGCAUAAAUGCUGUGAAAUAAUAUGUUUUAUCGUUAUUAGAAGUUUCUAACAUUUGAUGAAUUAUAUUUGAAAAUAUAUACACGUGGAAAAACAAUUUAUGUGACUUAAGUUAAGAAGUUUGUGAUGCGGAUAUUACAUAUCAGAUAAAUAAUAUACUCGUGCUGCACUCAUUCAUAAUACAUAAUAAAAUAUAAGAAAAUAUAAAAGAAUAUUUUAAGCUUAGAAAUUAUGGAAACGGAUAAAAAUAACUCCGUGAACAACACGAUAGAGACGCGUGAUAUCGGUACUAGUUCCGAGUUCGGAUACAACAGUCAGCGGACGCCACUUGCCAAGCCGGCGCAGGCUCAAGUUCCCCAGAAAACAAUGGAAACUCGACUAGCAUCAGCGGAACCAGCCGCUGCCCGAGAAAUUUGGAAUGGAAAGAUAGAAUUUAUAUUAUCAUGUGUGGGACAGUGUAUAGGGCUUGGAAAUGUGACUAGAUUCCCCUAUCUAUGUUAUAAAAACGGCGGAGGAGCGUUUUUACUGCCGUACUUACUGACUGUGUUAUUUGCUGGAAUACCAAUGUAUUUUAUGGAGCUGGCAUUGGGUCAGUGGCUUAGUAUUGGCGGUAUAGGGGUAUGGAGAAUUUCACCUGCUUUCAGGGGUGUUGGUUAUGCGGCAGCUGUGAUGGCUGCCUGGUUGAACAUUUUCUAUAUCGUUAUAUUAGCAUGGGGCAUUUUCUACUUGUUUUCUUCCUUCACUGCUGUAUUACCAUGGUCACAUUGUAACAGUUGGUGGAACACACAGAAAUGUAUGUCAAACUAUGACAGAGAUCACAUCCCAUUUAGAUGUUCCAACGACACCUUCACUUUUGAGAUUAACACAACAGACUACUCUAACAUAACGGUGUUGUACGGGAACGUCUCUGAGUUUACAUGUAAACAAUUCUAUGAUGGUACCAAAUAUUCUUCACCAGUGAGAGAGUUCUGGGAGAGAUACGUGCUACAGAUAUCUCCAGGUAUUGACCAUCCUGGUAACGUUAGAUGGCAGAUUGCUCUGUGUUUACUCUUAGUUUGGAUCAUGUGUUACUUUUGUAUAUGGAAAGGCAUUAAAUGGACCGGCAAGGUGGUGUAUGUAACUGCCUUGUUUCCGUAUUUUCUAAUGUCUAUCUUAUUGAUACGAGGGGUGACACUUCCGGGAGCCAUGAACGGUAUCCGGUUCUACCUAUUUCCUGAUUUUGAGAAGAUAACAAAUUCCAGUGUAUGGAUUGACGCUGUUACACAGGUAUUCUUCUCUUACGGACUGGGUCUAGGCUCUCUCAUUGCUCUCGGCAGUUACAACAAGUACCACAACAACGUAUACAAGGAUGCAAUAUGCAUUUCAAUACUGAAUAGUUGCACGAGUAUUUUUGCUGGGUUUGUUAUAUUUUCUGUGAUUGGUUUCAUGGCACGUGAACAGCAACUUCCGGUCAGUGAGGUGGCGGCGUCAGGUCCUGGUUUGACAUUUUUAGCAUAUCCUAGCGCUGUGGUCCAGUUACCAAUAUCACCACUGUGGUCGGUACUCUUCUUCCUGAUGCUACUCAUGCUCGGUAUGGACAGUCAGUUUGUGACAAUGGAAGGUUUUUUUACUGCUUUGAUUGACGAGUUUCCGUCAGUGCUCGGGAAACAUCGGGAGAUUUUCAUAGGCAUCAUUUGCUUCUUGUCCUACCUGGUCGGGUUGUCAUGCGUUACAGAGGGCGGGAUGUUCAUGUAUCAACUAUUUGACUUCUAUGCAGCCAGUGGUUUGUGUCUACUGUUGCUUAUAUUUUUUGAAUGCAUUGCCGUGUCCUGGGGUUACGGCGUGAAUCGUUUCUACGAUAAUUUACACUCGAUGUUUGGAUUCUAUCCGAGUAAUUUCUGGAAGUUUGCUUGGCUAAUAUCAACACCAAGUAUAUGUUUGGGUGUGUUUCUAUUUUACAUUGUGAAGUUUGAACCUGUGAAAUAUCUAACGUACGAAUACCCUACGUGGGCUCACGGUAUUGGGGCAAUGAUGGCCCUUUCCUCUGUCGGGCUUAUACCCACGUAUAUGAUAUAUCUACUUCUUGUUACCCCAGGAACAUUUGUAGAGCGAUGUAAAACUAUAUUUAGACCGGAAAUCAAGCUUCCGGGUAACCAAGGAGGACUUGAUGCACCACCAUCUUAUUCGGAAGUAGCUAUGCAAGUAACGCGGGAUGGAAUUGUCCAGUUUUGAAAACAUUUUUUCUCUCAAUAUUUCGACUACGAUUGUAAUAAGUUUAGUCAUUAUGAAACGUGAUGUUUGCAUUGUGCUUAUCAAUGGAUGUUAAAUUUUAAUGCAAGAUCAAAGAGUUCGGUUGUAGUUUGGUUGGCACUCGUUGAUGUUAUAAAACACGGAUAUGUGGGCGUUCCGAUAUUAGUUUAUAUAAUUUGUAUGCUAUACUCAACAUACAAGUGUGUCGAAUGAUACAAGGGUUAUAUAAUUUACUUUAUUGUAACGUAUAAAAAUGUUUUAACGUCAGGUGUUGUUCUAAUAUUUUGUUGUUCCAAUUCAUGGGGAGUGGGUUAUAUGAAUCACGAUUUAAACUACAUUUACAUUGUUAAAAUCUUGUACAAAAACUGUAUUUGAAUAUUCAUAGGCCAUUUCCUGGUGUUUUUAAUAAUUUCUUGUAUAUGUAGAUCUAGACCGACCACGCUUGAUUCCUUAUACAGAUGACAUUUUCAUAUUUACAUUUAGUAUAUUUAAUAUUAAUAUUGAUAGAUACCACAUGCUGGUCAUAAUCGAUGCAUGGUUUUCUGCUUAGAAUUUGGAAUUAGAUUUAGCAUUGUAAAUAAAUAACUAAAGAAAUGUUGUGGGUUGUGAAAUGGUUAGACCUGUUGUAAACAUGGACAAGACGAAAAUCUGUGGUUUAUUCUGGAAACAAUACAAUACCAUCUGAUAUGAUAUAACUUUGAGUGAUUUAAUUAAAAUAAGAUAUAUGUUGAUAUGAACUAUACUUUAACACCAAAAUUUUAUUAUUAAUCAUGACAAAAACUAUCAUAAGAAAAAUGAUGUAGACUCCGACCUUUCAUACAUUCUGGCGUGAAUAAAGUAGAGAUAUGUAUAUGUAUGUAAUUUAUCAAGCAUAUAGAAGUUUCGUGUUUUGAUAUGAACUGUUUUUACUAGCUUUUCCAACUCUUGUCAUUUGUAGUAACACAUAUGCAAACUGGAUGCAAUGUGAAUAUACAAUCUGGAAUAAGUGAAUUAUUGCUAUAGCAUUAUAAACAUGUAUUUGUAUUAAAUAUAUAUUGUAACUGAAAUUGUAUGCGUAUUAAUUAUUAUUGUAAAACUGAAAUACAGUUUGUU